GUGUCUGCGUGUGUAAUUCGUGUAAAGCCGUAGACAAGGUGGGAAAGGCGAGUUUGCUCUGUUUGCUAUAUUUUAAUGAAAGUAUGUCAACGGUCCAUGGGCAUCAAAUCCCCAGCUCCUUAACCAAUAACCAUGUACUCUACUCGAGCCAGUAUUAGGCUGAGAUAUACGGCCUGGCAGGUUUCAACAGCGAAAUGCGCAUAUGCGACAACGUCAUAUAGCUCGCCGGCGCCAAAUGCUUCCCGGUUGACAGACCAGGACAUCAGCUCAGCGCGAAGCUACUGCUCAACACUUGUCCAGUACCUACCCUGUCCCCAACUUGCGCUCGCCCAUUUGAGCUAAUGUGCAUUCAGAAAAUUUGACUCUCCUUCAUAUACAUUACAGACGUUCAUCCAGGCCCCAACUCGCGAUGCCUACCUCGCAAUCCGUGCCCUUAACAUUGAGCUCUCGCGCAUUCCCGACCUGGUCUCCAACCCAACAAUUGGCGCUCUGCGCAUGCAAUUCUGGCGCGACAACAUAACUCGAACGUUUGCAAAUACACCGCCGAAAGAGCCGGUGGCUAUUCUCCUCCACCAUGCACUCCAGUCACUCAAGGAGCGCCACCCGAAUGCGCCCACAUCGAGUUUAAAGGCCUGGUUUAUGAAGGUCAUCAACGCCCGCGAGCAGUACAUGGAUAAUCGCCCAUACCCGACCAUGGAUGCGCUGGAGAACUAUGCCGAGGCUACCUAUUCAACUCUGAUGUACUUAACGCUGGGAUUCCUUCCACUUCAUUCUAUGUCAAUAGACCAUUUGGCCAGCCACAUUGGUAAAGCGGCGGGGAUAUCAGCUGUACUUCGCGGGAUGCCUCUCAUUGCUUUUCCGCCUCCACCUAAUCACCAUAGAAAUAGCGGGGCAUUAGCAGGAUCUUUAGGGGGCGAAGGUGGUGCUCGCCAAGGAGCAGUUCUGCUUCCGCUUGAUGUCAUGGCAGAUACAAAUACGAAGCAGGAGGACGUUUUACGUCAAGGUGCCAAUGCGCCAGGCCUCAAGGAUGCUGUAUUUCAGGUCGCAACUCGGGCAAAUGACCAUCUAAUAACAGCGAGGAAUAUGCUACAGCGUCUUCAGGAGGGGAAAGACAUGGGCCACGACUUUGAGCAUGAAGGAGAGGAAGGACACGACUAUGGAAUGCAAGGCCGAGACUUGAAUGAACCGCAAAACUUUGCGGCUGAAGAACUUGCCAGAGGACUCGGCGUGCUCAUGCCGGCAGUGUCGACAAGGCUGUGGCUGGAGAAGCUUGAGAAAGCGGAUUUUGAUAUUUUCGGGGAGGAGGUCAGGGGACGGUCCUUGAGUCUACCUUGGAGUGCGUACUGGGCGUAUAAGAGGACGCAGCUAUAGAUAAUAUGUAUUAUAUGCGCCAUAUUCUUGUAAUUAUAUGCAAUGACUGAUUGAUUUUGAAUCUAAAUGAAUCUCAACUCCCAGAACUGUUGUAGGAAGGACCGAGAUAUUGCGACCGCGCGCAAAUCGUGUGGUGUCUUGCAACGGGCAGGAAAACUCGACAGCAGGAAAACUAGACAAUAGAG
This is a messenger RNA of Pseudogymnoascus destructans, 1556 nucleotides long. RefSeq lists its product as uncharacterized. Lineage: Eukaryota; Fungi; Ascomycota; Leotiomycetes; Thelebolales; Thelebolaceae. The coding region runs from base 496 to 1371 and encodes 291 amino acids. Gene Ontology annotation, cellular component: mitochondrion. Gene Ontology annotation, biological process: biosynthetic process; mitochondrial respiratory chain complex I assembly. The transcript has a single exon. The record is from RefSeq and is a predicted model, not a curated record.